GCCGCGACCCCCAAAUCGGUGUGCGAAGGGUGUCAGCGAGUGAUUUUGGACCGGUUCUUGCUGCGCCUGAACGACAGCCUGUGGCAUGAGCAGUGCGUCCAGUGCGCGUCCUGCAAGGAGCCCCUGCAGACCACCUGCUUCUACCGCGACAAGAAGCUCUACUGCAAGCUGGACUAUGAGAAGCUGUUCGCGGUGAAGUGCGCGGGCUGCCUGGAGGCCGUGGCGCCCAGCGAGCUGGUGAUGCGCGCCCAGAAGAGCGUCUACCACCUGCACUGCUUCUGCUGCUGCGUCUGCGAGCGGCGCCUGCAGAAGGGCGACGAGUUCGUGCUGAAGGAGGGGCAGCUCCUCUGUAAGGGCGACUACGAGAAGGAGCGGGAGCUGCUGAGCUUGGUGAGCCCGGCUCUGUCGGAUUCUGGCAAAAGUGAUGAUGAAGACAGCAUCUGCAAGUUGGGCCAGGCCUCGGGGAAGGGCACUGAGGAUGGGAAGGAUCACAAACGGCCCAAGAGGCCUCGGACCAUCCUGACCACGCAGCAGCGGAGAGCAUUCAAGGCAUCAUUUGAGGUCUCCUCCAAGCCCUGCAGAAAGGUGCGGGAGACGCUGGCAGCAGAGACGGGGCUGAGCGUCCGUGUGGUGCAGGUCUGGUUCCAGAACCAGCGAGCCAAGAUGAAGAAGCUCGCCAGGAGGCAGCAGCAGCAGCAGCAGGACCAGCAAAACACGCAGCGCCUGAGCUCAGCCCAGACAAACGGCGGGGGCGGCGGCACAGGGCUGGAGGGGAUGCUGAACCCUUACACCGCUCUGCCCCCGCCCCAGCAGCUGCUGGGCAUGGAGCAGAGUGUCUACGGCUCCGACCCUUUCCGGCAAGGGCUCACCCCGCCCCAGAUGCCUGGAGACCACAUGCACCCCUAUGGUGCCGAGCCCCUCUUCCACGACCUGGACAGCGACGAUACCUCACUGAGCAACCUGGGGGACUGCUUCCUGGGCACGGCAGACGCAGGGCCGCUCCAGGCACGAGUGGGAAACCCCAUCGACCACCUGUACUCCAUGCAGAACUCCUACUUCACCUCCUGAGCACAGCGUGGUCCCCCCAGGAGGGGCCGCAGAGCUCCCCGGGGCUGGGAGGGAGGGGAGCGACACUGCUGGGACGCCGUCAAAUAAUGUUGUAGCUUGGGAUUCCCAAGGAGCGAGUUAAGUUAUGGGUUGCAUAGUUUCAUGUUUCUCUUAGGAGCCUAGGAUUAGGGACAGGAGUGGUUUUUGCAGCUGGCUGGUGGAUUUUCAAAUUUCAAAUGGGGGGGCACACAUUUCUCGCUGCAGCAGGGGGAAGGGGGAUUCUCCCGUAGGAGCAUCCCAGCGCUGAAUCCCACCUUUAGGAAGAGCAUACUGCUGGUCCUCAUGGAGAAAACCUGCAGCAUCUGCUGGCCUUUGAAAUUUGGAAGGCUGACAGCGCCUUGGAGAAACACGAGGGGAAAAUCGCCGCAGGGGUUUUUUUUUUCCCCCCCCCUCUCUUCCCUCAACCAGUUGGAGUGCCCGCUGCUUAAACGUAGGGACUUUUAAGAUAGAUGUUCCCAUGCGAAUAUAGAAAGCUAGAAACCCCUAACAUUGCCCCUGUUCCUGAGGACGGGGCUGUGUGUGUGGAUGUGUGUGUGUGUGGGCGCGCGCGCGUGUUGCGUGCAGAGCUGUGUGGCCGGGAGUGUUGCGCUGCACGGCCACGCCCGCCAGAUUGUAUCAACAAAAAAAAAAAAAAAAAGUUUAUUUCUAAGUCUAUCAGAAAUUUACUGUACAGCAAAAGUAACUUUAUUUUCAGUGUGAACCAUAUUUAAGGAAAAUACUCAAUGCACUUAAGUUAUAAGAGGAAAUAAUUUUACUUUUUAUAAACGUUAUGUUUAGGUUGCAAAAGCCCAGUGGCAGGGAAGGGACAUCAGUUCAUUUCAGGCGACAGGUUUGGGUUUUGGGGUUGGUUAUUUUUGGUGUUCUCAGGUUGCCCCACUGGCUUCGAGGUGCAGUUGAAGCACAGAGUGGAGCUGGGUCCAGAAAUCUGCUUUAUGCCAGCAGAUUGAUGGGGGCAGCGUGGUGGCCAAGUCCUGUCCCCACUGCUGGACGUGUCCAGGAGGUCAGUGUGGGGUGGACAUGCUGGACAUCCAAGCCCAUCGGGGCUCAGCCCUGCUUCUCCACCAGUGACCCCAUCCCAUGUCCCCAAAUCUGGGUGCUAGGCCGGUGUGAGCUGGUGUCCUGGCACCGGGAAACGCUGCAGCCCAAGGAAGCAGAAAGGUGGGACAGCCCUGCCUUUCCCACCCCGCGCUCAGCUUCAUCCCUGCCAGAACUCUGGGAACCUGGGGAAAGUUCUCCUUGGGGUCGAGCCUCCAGCUGGCCCUCACCUCAUCCCCACUCUCGUUUUCAUGCGUUGUGUCCUUUUGUGCUGCUGUUCACGAGCGAUGUAAGCGACAACCCGUAGAGACGUGCAAGUGACUGUGAGGCUCAAAACACUGGCUCGUCGCCGCCGUCCGGUCUGACACUGAAUGUAGCAGGGUCUGGAGAUGGCUGAUUUUCUGACAGCACUGUCAGAAAUCACGCACCAAGAUGAAAUUAAAAAGACAAAAA
Molecule: messenger RNA, 2595 nt
Organism: Cyanistes caeruleus (blue tit)
Lineage: Eukaryota; Metazoa; Chordata; Aves; Passeriformes; Paridae
Source: RefSeq, a predicted model, not a curated record